AUGCCUCUGCUGAUGCUGCUGAUGAUUGAGAAGGUGUCUCCGUCCAUGGCCACUCUCAGCUACUUUCCCCACAUGCUACAGGCGAACCAUGUGUUCAAGCGCAUGGUGGAGUGCAUCCAGGUGGACGAGGCUCAGGCGGACAUCCAGGCGUCUAUUUAUAGAAUAGCCCAGUCCCAUGUGUUCUCUGAGCAUCUGAUUCGCGAACGCCUGGCGGCAGAUCUGGUCGACGCAGAAGACUUUGCCGAUUGCGUGGGACUGUUCAUAUCAGUCUGUGACUUGGUACUAAAU
Molecule: messenger RNA, 288 nt
Organism: Sphaeroforma arctica JP610
Lineage: Eukaryota; Ichthyosporea; Ichthyophonida
Exons: 2
Source: RefSeq, a predicted model, not a curated record